Plectropomus leopardus (leopard coralgrouper) is the source of this 242-nucleotide messenger RNA. The record is from RefSeq and is a predicted model, not a curated record. NCBI's taxonomy places the organism in Eukaryota, Metazoa, Chordata, Actinopteri, Perciformes, Serranidae.
UUGUACAUUCAGUGGUGUGACGACGCUACAGCUGCUGAGAUCUCCCGUCCCCGAUACAGCAGCCCGUACUCGUGGCCCCUCAGUAACAUCCUGGCCUAUCAGAAGCAGUGGGAGGUUCGCAGGAAGAUGAAGGCCAUCGGCUGGGGAGGGAAAACCCUGGAGCAGGUUUACGAGGAUGUGAGUCAGUGCUGCCAGGCGCUCUCGCAGAGGCUCGGGACACAACCGUACUUCUUUAACAAACA